AUGGCCAAGGGCGGGAAAGGCCCCAAGGGCAAAAAGAUCACCCUCAAUGUGGCCAAGAAUUGCAUCAAAAUGACAUUUGAUGGGAGAAAACGCCUCGAUCUGAGCAAGAUGGGAAUCACCACCUUCCCCAAGUGUAUCUUACGCCUCACUGAGAUAGAUGAGCUAGACCUUAGCCGGAAUAUGAUUAGGAAAAUCCCUGACUCCAUCUCCAAGUUCCAGAACCUGCGAUGGCUAGACCUGCACAGCAACUACAUUGACAAGCUUCCAGAAUCCAUUGGCCAGAUGACCACCCUGCUCUACCUCAACGUCAGCAACAACAAACUGACCACCAAUGGGCUGCCUGUGGAGUUGAACCAGCUCAAGAACAUCCGCACCAUCAACCUGGGUCUCAACCACCUGGACAGGGUGCCCACCACACUGGGGGCACUGAAGGAUCUCCAUGAGGUAGGGCUACAUGACAACCUGCUGAGUUCCAUCCCUGCCGGAGUCACCAAGCUCCCCAAGCUGAGGAAGCUCAACAUAAAGAGGAACCCUUUUCCAAAGGGAGGUGAAUCAGAAGUAUUCGUAGACUCCAUCAAAAGGCUAGAAAACCUCUAUCUGGUGGAAGAGAAGGACCUGUGUGCAUCUUGCCUGCAUAAAUGCCAAUAUGCCAGGGACAAGUUGAACAAAAUCAGGAGCAUGGCCCCCUCUGCACCAAGAAAGGCCAUCUUUUCCAAUUUGGUUUCACCUAACUCAAUGGCCAAGGAUUCCCAGGAAGAAUGGAGGUUGCGCUCAAGCAUCUCCUAGAGUAGCUUAUGGCAAAACAUAUGAAGAGAAUCAGC
Molecule: messenger RNA, 821 nt
Organism: Psammomys obesus (fat sand rat)
Lineage: Eukaryota; Metazoa; Chordata; Mammalia; Rodentia; Muridae
Gene: Lrrc18
Product: leucine rich repeat containing 18
Exons: 2
Coding region: 1-786 (261 amino acids)
Molecular function (GO): protein binding
Source: RefSeq, a predicted model, not a curated record